GAAGCCUGAUCCUAUAAAAAAUGUCCACUCACACUUACAACUUUGGUGCAGGUCCUGCAAAGAUCCCCCAAUCCGUCUUAAAACGUGCUCAGGAAGAACUCUUGAACUAUGACAAUACCGGAAUGUCAGUAAUGGAACUCUCCCAUCGUUCUAAACCAUUCGGCGAAAUCCUCAAUCGCACCAAGUCUAACUUGACUAAACUUAUGAACAUUCCUGACAAUUACGAGAUUCUAUUUAUGCAGGGUGGUGCGACAACCCAGUUUGCUGCUGUGUUCUAUAACCUUAUUGCUGCCAAACAAAAGGAGCUGUCAAAAACCAAAGACAACUCUCCUAUUGUGGUAGACUACAUAGUGACCGGUGCAUGGUCUAGCAAGGCAGCAGAUGAAGCCCAAAGACUUGCAGAGUCUGUCAAGGGAAAUCCAAUUGUCGUCAACCGCGUCGUAGACACCAAGAAAGCCGCUGGUGCCUAUGAUAGAAUCACACCCGAAUCUACCUGGUCACUCACUGACCCCGCAAAAAACCAUGUGGCUUAUGUCUACUACUGCGAUAAUGAAACUGUACACGGUGUUGAGUUCCAAUCGGUUCCCAAGGUCAACCCUUCAGUACCUUUGGUAACUGAUGUAUCGAGCAAUUUCCUGUCGCGCCCUAUCGAUGUAAACAAAUACGGUUUGAUUUAUGGUGGUGCUCAAAAGAAUCUCGGCCCUGCUGGUGUUUCAUUGGUUAUUGUCCGUAAAGAUCUGAUUGUCGAUCUUUCGGUUGGACCACUUCGUCCUCUGAUGCUCGAUUUCGACACCUUGGCCAAGAAUGAAUCAAUGUACAACACACCACCAACGUUUGCCAUCUAUAUGGUCGGAUUGAUGCUCGAGUGGCUUUUGGAACACGGUGGCUUGACUGAGAUCGCAAAGAAAAACGAGAAAAAGGCAAACAAGCUCUAUGAUGCUCUUGACAGCAGUAAAUUAUUUUCGGCUCCUGUUCAAAAGGAAGCAAGAAGCAAGAUGAACGUGGUGUUCAAGCUGCCAAAGGAACUCGAGGCUGAGUUUUUCAAGGGAGCAGAAGAAAGAAGAAUGGUCCAAUUGAAGGGACAUCGUUCAGUGGGUGGUGCCCGUGCUUCGAUCUACAAUGCCAUGCCCGAGGAGGAAGUCGACGUAUUGGUUGCUUAUUUGGAGCAGUUUGAAAAAGAACAUCCCACAAUUUAAUGAUUAUUUUCUAUCGUCUAAAAAUAUUAAAAUUAAGAAUACCCUGUGUAAUCCGUUGAGACCCGUGCUGUGGCAAAAAAAGACAAAAAAAAAUUGAGUACAACUAU
Molecule: messenger RNA, 1303 nt
Organism: Phycomyces blakesleeanus NRRL 1555(-)
Lineage: Eukaryota; Fungi; Mucoromycota; Mucoromycetes; Mucorales; Phycomycetaceae
Exons: 3
Coding region: 21-1196 (391 amino acids)
Biological process (GO): L-serine biosynthetic process
Cellular component (GO): cytoplasm
Molecular function (GO): O-phospho-L-serine:2-oxoglutarate transaminase activity; pyridoxal phosphate binding
Source: RefSeq, a predicted model, not a curated record